CAGUACCAAAAGGAAACCCAAAUCCGCCAUGGGAGAAAGCAUCGAACCAGCUUUCAUACAGGCUCUAGAGCACCGGCCAAACACCCAAGAAGACACUGCGCAACUACCUGAAACCAUACCCACCAUCGACCUCUCCUUGCUGAAUUCCCCUGCUGAACCUUUGAGACUCGAGGGUCUGGUGAAGGAGAUCGGCAGAGUCUGCAAGGAGUGGGGAUUCUUUCAGGUAGUCAACCAUGGAGUGCCCUCCGAGGUGCGGCAGAGGAUGGAGAAGGCGGCGAAAGAGUUCUACGACCAGCCAUUGGAGGAGAAGAUGAAGGUGAAGAGAGAUGCAGAGAACCCAAUGGGGUACCAUGAUAGUGAACAUACCAAGAAUGUUAGGGAUUGGAAGGAAGUGUUCGAUUUCUUCUCAAAGGAGCCAGCUGUUAUCCCGGCAUCUGAAAAUCCUGAUGAUCAAGAGCUCAGGACUGUUAGCAAUCGCUGGCCUCAGUACCCUCCUGAAUUCAGAGAGGUGUGCAAAGAGUACAGUGCAGAAGUUGAGAAAUUGGCAUACAAGGUGCUAGGGUUAGUGUCCUUGAGCUUAGGCUUGCCGGCUGAUCGGUUGAACGAAUACUUCAACCAUCAACUGAGCUUCACCAGGCUGAACCACUACCCUCCAUGCCCUGCCCCCGACCUUGCACUUGGCGUGGGCAGGCACAAAGAUGCAGGAGCCAUAACCGUCCUUGCUCAGGAUGAAGUUGGAGGGUUGGAAGUGAGCAGGAAAUCAGAUGGGAAAUGGUUCCCCAUAAAGCCAACUCCUGAUGCAUAUAUCAUCAACAUUGGCAAUUGUAUGCAGGUGUGGAGCAAUGAUGAGCUGUGGACCGCUGAGCACAGGGUGGUGGUGAACUCUGAGAAGGAGAGGUUUUCAAUGCCUUUCUUCUUCUUCCCUUCUCAUUAUGUGGGGAUUAAGCCACUGGAAGAGCUUGUGAACAACCACAACUGCCCCAACUAUAAGGAGUAUAACUGGGGGAAGUUCUUUGCUAGCAGAAACCGCAGUGAUUACAGCAAGCGACAAAUCGAAAACAUCCAAAUUGAUCAGUUCAAGCUAUCAAAUUGACCCUGUUGGUGUUCCUAGCUUCAAUUAUGAAUAAAUAGGAACUGAUGUUUUUACUAUUUUGACUUCUACCCUAUUGUUCUAGUGGUAGUAAAUAUCAUAAAACCUU
Messenger RNA from Linum trigynum, 1199 nucleotides. The record is from the annotation of a GenBank genome assembly. NCBI's taxonomy places the organism in Eukaryota, Viridiplantae, Streptophyta, Magnoliopsida, Malpighiales, Linaceae.